Aspergillus homomorphus CBS 101889 is the source of this 2874-nucleotide messenger RNA. RefSeq names its product putative beta-N-acetylglucosaminidase. The transcript has 4 exons. NCBI's taxonomy places the organism in Eukaryota, Fungi, Ascomycota, Eurotiomycetes, Eurotiales, Aspergillaceae. Gene Ontology annotation, molecular function: acyltransferase activity, transferring groups other than amino-acyl groups; hydrolase activity, hydrolyzing O-glycosyl compounds. The coding region runs from base 1 to 2874 and encodes 957 amino acids. Gene Ontology annotation, biological process: carbohydrate metabolic process; peptidoglycan turnover. The record is from RefSeq and is a predicted model, not a curated record.
AUGGCCCCCAAGGAGAUGCUCCCCCCUGGCUGGGACGACCUAGACAGCACAACCCUUCUUCGAGCUAUAUUAGCGGGUAGGCGGUUCACUGCUGACAGCUGCGUUCUUUUACCAUGGCGCUUUGACAGGCAGAUGGGGCAACUUUUCAUGAUGGGUUUCGAUGGAACAUCUGUCAGUCCCCAGAUUCGGUCGCUCAUCGAGGACUACCACCUCGGCUCUGUUCUGCUAUCUGCCAAAAAUCUUAAAUCUGCAGAAGAUGCAACGCGAUUGGUUCUUGAGUUGCAGACAAUCGCUCGGGAUGCUGGCCAUCCGGUACCUUUACUCAUUGCCUUGGACCAGGAAAAUGGCGGAGUGAAUAGCCUGUACGAUGAUAUCUAUAUCCGGCAGUACCCAAGUGCAAUGGGUAUGGCUGCGACAGGCUCAAAGGGUCUGGCCCAUGAAGUUGCGGUGGCGACGGCACAAGAGCUUAGAGCCGUAGGGGUGAACUGGAUCUUGGGCCCUGUGCUGGAUGUGCUUACCAAUGUGCGGAAUCAGCCCUUGGGCGUCCGCACCACGGGAGAUGACCCACAAGAGGUUUCUCAAUACGGCGUUGAAUUUAUGAGAGGCUAUCAAAAGGCAGGGCUCGUGACAUGCGGCAAGCAUUUCCCCUCCUAUGGUAACCUGGAGUUUCUCGGAUCUCAGACGGACGUGCCGAUCAUUACUGAGUCCCUAGAACAGCUUAGUUUGACUGCACUGGUGCCCUUUCGCAAUGCGAUCCUUCAUGGCUUGGACUCGAUGAUGGUCGGGGGCGUUUCUAUGUCGUCUGCCGGAGUUAAUGUGAUGCACGCCUGCCUAAGCGAGCAGGUGGUUGAUGAUUUGCUACGGAAAGACCUGCAGUUCAAAGGCGUGGUCGUUUCUGAGUGCCUAGAGAUGGAGGCCCUCACCCACAAUAUUGGCGUUGGAGGAGGGACAGUAAUGGCUAAAAAUGCCGGUUGUGAUAUCAUCCUCCUUUGUCGCUCAUUCCAGGUUCAGCAAGAGGCCAUCAGCGGCUUGAAGCUUGGUGUGGAGAACGGCAUUAUUGGGCGCGGACGCAUCGAACAGUCGCUCCGCAGAAUACUGAGCCUCAAGGCAAAAUGCACAUCUUGGGAGCAAGCCCUUCACCCUCCUGGUCUUACUUCACUCACCCAGAUGCAACCAUCUCAUACCAGUCUUUCAACUCGAGCAUACAACAGCUCUAUUUCCGUCGUUCGAGACAAGCAAAACCUACUACCUUUGACCAAUUUUCUCGACCAAAACGAGGAGUUGCUGCUGUUGACGCCCCUAGUAAAGCCAUUGCCUGCUUCUGCCGUAUCGCGCUCCGUGUCCGAGAAUUUGAACAUAUCUCUUGAUCCUGUCUCACGGGACCGAACAGCAUCCGUACUGAGUGGCGAAAGUGUCUUCAAAGAGCUCGGAAGGUCCCUUUCCCGACAUCGCAGUGGACGUGUUCUGCACACAUCCUACACAGCGAACGGUGUACGUCCCAUCCAUGAAAAUCUCAUUGAUCGGGCUAGCGCAGUCAUCGUUGUCACCGCAGAUGCAAACCGGAACUUGUAUCAGCAUGGGUUCACUAAGCACGUGUCCAUGAUCUGUAGGUCCCAGUUUACGGCCUCAGGCGAACCUCGUGAGAAACCAUUAAUUGUGGUUGCAGCAAGUUCACCAUACGACUUUGCGAUGGACUUGUCUAUUGGAACAUAUGUUUGCACUUACGAUUUCACUGAAACGGCUUUGGAGGCUCUGGUCAAAGUACUUUACGGCGAAUUGACCCCUAUGGGAUCACUCCCAGGUUCUAUAAGCCGCAGUCAAAAGCUUCAUCAAGCGAGACAACACUGGCUGGUAGAGAGCUGGAACGAGGAUAGGGAUGCCCAUGCCUUGGAUUCCCUUCUGGACGCUGUUCGAGAGGAUUGUGUACAAGGACAACGUUCGGAGUUGCUAGGUGUGACAUCUUCCAGCUUUUUGCUCUGUAGAGAAGAGAUUGACGAGGCACAUUUUGUGGUUCGAAACAGCAGUACACAGACUCUAUACGGAUUCUGCUCCACGUAUUACUUCCGGUCCACGGGCACUGGCGUCAUUGGGUCUUUGAUCGUCCAUCCUGCAAGACGGAAGCUAUCGAUCGGGAAUUCUCUCCACAACCGCGCCAUUCGAACGCUCUUGCAAAGGAAGGGCAUGAAGAGGUUCCAGCUUGGCUCUCGCCUUCCCGGAAUAUACCUAGGUAUCCCAUCAGCAAAUCCGGUGGACCGUAAACGGCUCCGCCAAUGGUUUGCAAACCUGGGUUGGAACACGGCCCUUUCACGGCCGGUAUGUAGCGCGGUAUUGCGCAGUUUGUCUUCUUGGGCGCCACCGGACGGCUUGAUUCACAGUAUCCAGAAUGCGGACGUGGCCUACGAUCUUGUUUAUGGAUGGGACUACGCGGAGUCGAUCCUGGAUCACAUUAAAACGAACUCGAGGCAAGGAGUUCUGGACAUCUACAAGGUCGCUUUGAGAGGAGCUCCGCACUGUGGGAUCAUUCGGGCCACACGGCCCGGUGAUCGGGCUAUCUUGGGCAGCGUAGUCGUCUACAGUGGACGAGCAGCUUUAGCAGAGCACAUGCCGGCCCUGAGAUCUCUUCAGGUCGCCGCCGGGGGUAUCUCUUCCCCAGUCAUUUCUCCUUCGGUCGGCGAGUAUGCUACGAUCAUGCAGGGACUGAUUUUACUGGGCAUCAAACAAAUUCGUAAGCAGGGUGCUGAGGCCCUGCUCAUGGACUGUGUUGAUGGUGAUAGCAACCUCGAUUGCUUAUCCGGGAUGGGCUUCAAUAGUCUGCAUAGCUUCGAGGAGGUCAAUUGCGAUGCCGCAACAUGGACUAUGGUACCUACGUCGUAG